AAAUUGUGAGGUUAUGUGGUGGUGAGUGGUGAAAAUAAAUUUUGCUUUUCACAGUGUUUUUUUCUUGGAGUUUUCACGGUUUUUAUCUCAACAUGCCCUACCAAUUGCAUAAGGAAUUAAAAGCAGAGUGGCAAAAGCCCACGAAGAACCUCAAGAAAAUAGGAGAUUUGCUGGAUCAACUCAAACUGGCUCUCAUGAACUUGGUCUACCUGCCCACAAGCAACAAUGCUGCCUCCAAGAAUGAACUUCUUGUGGCACGAGAAGUCCUCGAGAUUGGAGCUGAGUACAGUGUUGCUGUGAAAGAUAUUGUAGCCUUUGAACGAUACAUGUCGCAACUUAAGUGCUACUAUUACGAUUACAAGAAUCUUAUCGAUGACUCAGUUAACAAACAUCAACUACUGGGUCUCAAUUUACUCUUUUUGCUUUCGCAAAAUCGUGUGGCUGAAUUCCACACUGAAUUGGAACUCCUUCCAGCUGAUAUCAUUCACACCAAUAAAUUCAUUCGGCACCCACUAGCCUUGGAGCAGUACUUCAUGGAGGGAAGCUACAACAAAAUCUUCCAGGCGAAGGGGAACGUUCCCGCGGAAAGCUACAAUUUCUUCAUGGAUAUCCUUCUGGAUACUGUGAGGGAUGAGAUUGGUUCAUGCUUGGAGCAGGCAUAUGAGAAAAUCUCCCUCGCUGAGGCAUCCAAACGGCUCAAUUUGAAGACAAAGGAGCAAAUUAAAUCAUUCGGAGGGAAGAAAGGCUGGAAGCUGGGUGAAGAUAACUUCUAUCACUUUGCCAAUGAGGCCCCAAAACCGAAGGAACCAAUACCAUCGGUGGAGUUGGCGGAACAGGCCAUCAUCUAUGCUAAAGAAUUGGAAAUGAUUGUCUAAUUUCCUUAUUUUGCAUCAUAAAUCAUUUAUUUUAUAAUAUAAUUAUUUUUCUUUUCCACAUGA
Lutzomyia longipalpis is the source of this 938-nucleotide messenger RNA. RefSeq names its product 26S proteasome non-ATPase regulatory subunit 8 (gene Rpn12). The transcript has 3 exons. Gene Ontology annotation, biological process: proteasome-mediated ubiquitin-dependent protein catabolic process. The coding region runs from base 93 to 875 and encodes 260 amino acids. Lineage: Eukaryota; Metazoa; Arthropoda; Insecta; Diptera; Psychodidae. Gene Ontology annotation, cellular component: proteasome regulatory particle; cytosol; nucleus. The record is from RefSeq and is a predicted model, not a curated record.